UAUGGAAUUUACAGGGAUUUGUUGGCUUGAAAGCCUCCAACGGAACCUAAUCAUUAUCUGAUUAAAAUAUGCAAAUAUUAAGUAUAUUCGGUGAGGGAGUUCAUUUAGUACAUGUAUGUGGAUACCAUGACUGAGAAAAUAAAUGCAGAACAAUGUUGAGUAAGUUCUUGAACACACCACCAGAGGUCUUUUCAUCAGACCCUGUGAUUGGUUGGUGAGUAGUACGGUAUGUUUCAGACAGUAGGAAGUGAUAUGCUUCAUCAAUGCACUUCUGUUUGGUUAAUUCCCACACGGCAUCUUCCCUUGGUUGAUCUUGGGGCUACAGAUGGACACAGUAAUUCCAUGAAGUAAUGCUCUCUUCCGAAUGAACAGUCUGAUAUUUCGUGGAUAGAAAUGUUUUCCGGAGUUGUGUAUGGGCUACUCGCUGGCUUUCUUGGGGCUGUUGCCUCCACUUCAGCCAAACUGUCACUUGGCGCUGACUACCUGAAAGGUGUGUGUGAAACCGGUUUGAAAACCUGGGCUGGAGAAGACAGGAUGUUCCAGCAAGAAAAUGAAACUGCUCCAUGCGACUGGCUUCACAUCCCUUUACGGCUGCUGUGCGGGGGUCUGCUGUUCACCUGUAAUGCUGUGAUGUGGACCUUCUUCGCCAAAGCCCUCAGGCUCUCCUCGUCUUCUGCUCAGGCCACUGUCACCACCACUGCCUCCAACUUCAUAUCUUCAGCAUUCCUUGGGAGGCUGAUCUUUGGCGAGACCCACGCUGCUCUCUGGUGGGUCGGCAUCUCCCUCACCCUGUCAGGGCUGCUCAUUCUGCAUGGUUCCACAAACCGGGAAUCACAGACAGCCGUGGCCACAAAGAAUGACUGAGACCAUACUGUAUGUGAUGUGCUAUGAACGCACUGCCCUGUCCCUGUCCCUGUUGUUGACCAGUUGAAAUGGAUAGCAGUGGUCAAUGAAUGCACAGAUAAAGUGGUGAGAUAAAGUGAGCUACCCUUGAACAGGAUGGAUAGGACCUGAAUGUUUGUUUAAUUAUAUAACAAUGCAAUGUGCAUGGCCACUAAAUUAUUCACAAAGCACAGCAGCCUUUGCACUACUGUCAGCAUACUGGGCCAUAAGUAUGCUUGGCAAUGGUUCAUUUGUUGCUGUAUUGAAGAGAAUGUAACCUGCACUGCAAAAGGGAGUUUCUAUGUUACCAAUAUGCUGCAAACUCUAAGAAUCAAAGAUCUGUAUUGUUUAGCACCGACACAAAAAACAUAUCUACAGUACAUGACACUUGUCAUAAUAUGCAUCAUUUGUUAUUCACUUUGAACCUCUUUUGUAGAGUUAAAACUGUAUUUUUACUGUUUCAGGUCAUUUGUAUUUGUUUUAAGGCUACUCCUUUUGUUCACAGAAAUUGUUAAUAUUAUGGCAAACAUUGGUCCACACACAAAUGUGAUUUCCAAAUACAGCUUUUGUCUAUA
Messenger RNA from Sardina pilchardus (European sardine), 1457 nucleotides. RefSeq names its product transmembrane protein 42a (gene tmem42a). NCBI's taxonomy places the organism in Eukaryota, Metazoa, Chordata, Actinopteri, Clupeiformes, Clupeidae. The transcript is spliced from 3 exons. The record is from RefSeq and is a predicted model, not a curated record. Bases 394 to 864 code for a protein of 156 amino acids.